AUGCACGAGACGGGGCACCUCGUUGCUGUCGACGGCGAUACUACCCAGGCGAUUCGCCACGGCAGGCCGAUCUACGUUGCGGCGGUGGUUCCACACGGGCGCUCGCGCUCCGCGGCGGCGGGAAGCUUCCAACAAAAGAGAGGCAAAGGGCCGCGAGGAACGGGCAGGAUCAUCCCUGUGGGAGUGGUCUCAAUGCCCGUGACCUUCGCCGCGCCUCGUGCGGCGCCCGCAGUCCACGCUGCCCUGCUCGGCGCCCGUCCGAGGCCGGUGCGCGACGUCUCGCGACUUCGGCGUGACCGCCUUGCGGCAUCCUCACGUGACGACGUGGGCGACAUCGAAAGUCUCAUUGAUAGCCUCGUCACGAAGCAGCAGCGACCGGCCAGUCCCUCAACCGAGGGCGGCGACAACGCGCCCCCAGGCGGCAAUGCGGCGGUCCCGUCGUCACCAGACAGUCGCGAGCAGGCAGGGCGAGCGGGGGCCGAUGAGAGCGGCGGCGCGUCGCUCUCCGGGACAGGAGCGGGCCGUCGGCCUGGAGCGCGGCGCUCCCUGCGCUCGCGGUCGCGGCAGGGGGCGGUCGGCGUGAAGACGGGCAUGUCGCGCGCAGACAGGCAGAGGUUCAUCGACGAGCAGGCCCAGGCCGAGCUCUCAAGACCUGAGGUGGCACAGACGCUCCAAGAGCUGGAGCGGGCCAGGGCUGCCCGGGAACAGGCCGAAAUCGACGCAGCGCGCAGAGAGAAGCAGCGACGGGAAGCUGAGGCGAAGGGCGCGAACAAGGCGCCGAUGGGUCCCCCGCCGCCCCCGGGCUUCUCCGCGGCCGCACCGCCCGCCGCCGCACCCCCCGAGGUCGCGGACUCCCCCCGGCAGGACACCGGGGCGCCCGCGCACGAGGUCGAGGUGCUCCACGGCGGCGCUGCGGCGCGCCCGCGGCCGUCGCAGGAGAGCCCGGAGGCCCGGGAGCUGCGCCGGCGCGCGGUGGCCGUUCUCGAGAUGCUGCAGGCGGGCGCCGAGGUCGAGGGCUGCAUCGCGAAGCACCGCGAGAUCAUCGACGAGCGGAUGAUGGCGGUCGUGGAGAAGCGCCUCGAGACGGCGGAGAAGCUCGCGGCGGAGGGCAAGGCCGGCGAGGGCGACACCGGCGCCAACGCGCUGCGGCUGCUCAAGCGUCGGUUGCAGCGCGAGCUGGACCGCAAGGAGAGCACGCCCGCGAUGCGCCUGCUCGACGACUGUCUGGCUACGCUGGCUGCGGAGGGCGACGCGGACGGAGGCGAGCUGGACCCUGCGGCGCGCAGCACGCGGCGCGCGGCGUGCCAGGAGCGGCUGCGCGCGGCGUUCAACGCGGGGGUCCCGAGCGAGCCCAUCGACAUCUUCAACGCGGCAUCGGUGUUCGCGGAGGGCGUCGACCUCACGGGCGCGGCCGCGCCGCUGCCGGACGUCUACGAGGCCGAGUUCGUCGACCCGCGGGACUUCCUGCGGGAGUCCAAGGCGCUGCUGGACCAAGUCGAGAAGAUGUAUGAGGCGGAGCGAGAGGCGGUGCGGAGGUUCAAGGAGGAGGCCGAGAAAGAGGGGCGGCUGCGGGACACGUACGCGGUCGAGGCGAUGGACACCGCGCUCGAGGAGCGCUCGGCGGUGAUCGCGCAGCUCGUAGAUGUGCGCAGCUUGGCGGCGGAGCUGGCGGACGAGUAG
Messenger RNA from Pedinophyceae sp. YPF-701, 1680 nucleotides. Lineage: Eukaryota; Viridiplantae; Chlorophyta; Pedinophyceae. The record is from the annotation of a GenBank genome assembly.